Molecule: messenger RNA, 1389 nt
Organism: Symbiodinium necroappetens
Lineage: Eukaryota; Dinophyceae; Suessiales; Symbiodiniaceae
Source: the annotation of a GenBank genome assembly
CAGAGGAUCGAACAAGCCCUGGCGCAGCCAGCUCCGGGCACGGAGACUGCGACGCGCCUGGACGACUGCCUUACCAUAGGGCCUACCGGCUGCUACCUCAGCCGAGAGCUGCGCCUGAUGCAAGGGGUUUGGCUCGAUGCCGACACUGGCAGCCGGUGGCUGAUCGAUGGUGACCAGGUCUACCGAGUGCCCGUCCUGGCAGCACAGCUCCUCGAUCCGACCAAGGCUGCUGCCAUCCACGACAGUGAGGAUGUGCAGCAGCUGCGCCCGGUCCAACAGCCGGUGGUUGUCUCGGUGGAAGUAGCUGGCCCAGCAGAGAUGCGUCCACGGGUCCCUCAGUUCGCACGCGAGGUCCGCAAGCAGGCGAAGGAUGACGAGGACUGCGAGGAGAACCCGCAAGACAAGAUGCCCGUCAAGGCGACGUACCACGGAUGGCUGGAUGAGUCAGGUAUGCGGGUGACCUGGCGCUGUGAGAAGACAGCGACCUUCUUCUCCUGGGAAAGGGAGGCCUCCUUCCAGGGCGUUUGGCGCAUUGCUGGAAGCUAUUGCUUGCUCAUGCACAUCGACGCUUUCCGCGAGGGGGCCACACAUUUGGACAGUCGGAAAAGCCGGUUGGGCAAGGUGUCGCGAUCACGUCGAGGCGAGGCGUGGUUCGACCGAGAGAUUCAGAAGCUAUGCGAGGAGGGCCGCGAUUGCGGAGAGGCGCCGGCACCAACUUAUCUGAUGCACCUCGUAGGGGAGUUGUUCCCCAUCUGGACAGACAUGUCACCGAACAUCAUGACAUUUCGGUCUACGACCUUCAAAGGCUUCGUCGACUACGAGGGCUCAGAAAUCUGCGCAGAGCCGAUGUCCGAAACUGAGCGGCCCCGGAUGUCCGCCUUCCGACCCAGGAGGACCCUGCUCGGCCGUCGCACUACGCACGUGGUGCAGCCCUUUCUGUCCAAGACCUGGGGAUACCGCGAGUCGGCGACAGUUGAUUUGAGUGCCAACGAGCUCAACGUCAAAGCCAACGAGCUUUGGCUCUUCCAUGGCACCCGUGAGUCAGCUGCAGAGUCGAUCACGGAGAACGAAUUCCAGUUGAAGAUGGCGGGCACAAACCGUGGGACCAUGUUUGGCCCUGGGAUCUACAUGGCCGAUGCGGUCACGAAGAGCGACGAGUACACCGAACCCGAUCCGACUGGGCUUCGGACGAUGAUCCUUUGUCGCUGCACUAUGGGCCGAGCAAUCAAGCAGUUUGAGGGCGGGCGUGAGUGCAUGAAGGCCUGCCAUGCUGGUGGCUUCCACUCCGUCAAGGGGCUUCGUGCAUACAAUGAGUACAUCGUUUACGACGAGAACCAGGUGUACGCAGAGUACAUAAUCUGGUACCGCCGCGUGUACAACAUCGAGUGA